AUGAAUACCUUCAGAAACACUGCGAGUUGCGUCUCCGACUUUGAUAAGGGUAUCGCCAACGAGGGUGCAAAUGGCAUCACUAAGAAUGCUGCGAAGGGCUCCAACGUGAGGCAUGACCGCUUAGGAAGCACCGCAAAGCAAGCCGCUACCAUUGAGAAAGAUGAGAGCGUGGACGUUUUAAUCAUCGGGGCAGGACCUGCAGGGCUCAUGGCAGCAUGUUGGGCAGCUCAGUACGAUAUGUCGACACGUAUCAUUGAUCGAAAAAGGGGUCCAACGAAGACAGGCCAUGCCGAUGGGCUACAAAGCCGAACCUUAGAAAUACUAGAGAGCUUCGGCAUUGUCGAUUCCAUCUUAAAGCAGGGUGUUCACGAUGCCGACACAUGCCACUGGGCAACCAAAAACAACGAAGGGUUUAUCGAGCGACAGAAAAUAUGUGGCUCAGACCCUGGGGGAGCUUCAAGAUUUGGGCGAAUGUUGCUAAACCAAGGCGCUAUCGAGCGAGUGCUCAAUGAUUAA
Penicillium alfredii is the source of this 516-nucleotide messenger RNA. RefSeq lists its product as uncharacterized. The record is from RefSeq and is a predicted model, not a curated record. Bases 1 to 516 code for a protein of 171 amino acids. Gene Ontology annotation, molecular function: FAD binding. The transcript is spliced from 3 exons. NCBI's taxonomy places the organism in Eukaryota, Fungi, Ascomycota, Eurotiomycetes, Eurotiales, Aspergillaceae.